Lathyrus oleraceus (garden pea) is the source of this 713-nucleotide messenger RNA. RefSeq names its product DET1- and DDB1-associated protein 1. Lineage: Eukaryota; Viridiplantae; Streptophyta; Magnoliopsida; Fabales; Fabaceae. Gene Ontology annotation, biological process: positive regulation of proteasomal ubiquitin-dependent protein catabolic process. The coding region runs from base 235 to 513 and encodes 92 amino acids. The record is from RefSeq and is a predicted model, not a curated record. Gene Ontology annotation, cellular component: Cul4-RING E3 ubiquitin ligase complex. The transcript has 5 exons.
AGGGAUAUUUUAGUCUUUAUGUAGUCAAGUGUUUUUCUCUUCUUGAACUGCGUAGUAUGAAUAAAACCCACCAUCUAAAAAUGAGACUAGUAGCGGUAACUCACAUAGCUGGCUGAGACAAACUCAGUUUUCAUCUUUUUCUUAUUUCUGGAAAACUUCCAGAGAGAGAUCUCAAAAACUAAUAUCACAAGUGCUGAUAAUUAGUACUCAGAGCCAAAAGAAAGGUACCGCUAUAUGGAUUCUGUACUUGGUAAUUUGCCAUCUUAUAACCCUCACAAUUUCAGUCAGAUUCGACCUUCAGAUCCUUCUAGUUCUUCUAAGACACCACCUACUUACCAUCCUACUCACAGCAGGACUCUUCCACCGCCCGAUCAAGUGAUAAACACUGAAGCCAAAAAUAUCCUCCUAAGGCACAUUUAUCAGCAUGCUCGGGAAAAGUUGAAACCAAAAAGAGCUGCAGCUGGUAACCUUUUACCGGAGCACGGAUGCAAGCAACCUAGGGUUUCCACUUGAGAGUGUUCAUUGACCAACUACUCCAUGCAAUUGUCAGCAACGUUUUUCUCAAAUGAUAAAACAUUUGUGUAAGAGUUUGGUGCUUGUUUGAAGUUGUAAGCUAUUACUAUUAGUCAGGUACAUGUUUGGGGUGUGUAAAUUUGACAACUCCCUCACCAAUCAAAAUAUACAGCAAAUGAAAUUAUCAUGCUUUUAUUGUA